AUGACGCAUAGCUUGUCCGGAAUGUUUCCUUCGGUUGAACUGUUUAAGGAGUAUCAAAAUGCAGCCAUGGCGAUUUUGGAGAAAUCUGAUUGUACGAUGAUCUCUGGAAGUCCUUUUAUUAAAAAGUCAGGUUGGAGGAAAAUAUCGUUUUACUUCAAUGUCUCAUACGAAAUCAAAGACAAGAACGUUGAAUUCGAUGAAAAUCGCAAUGUUCAGCGUGCUGAAUUCGUGGUUCGAGCUUAUAUGCAAGGUGGGAGAUUCUCUGAUGGAUGGGGUUCGUGUGAGCGGAGGGAGAAGAGAUUUCUAAAACCAAACCAUGAUAUCCCUAGUACAGCUGAGACUAGAGCUAAGAACAAAGCUUGCCAGGAUGUGCUAGGAAUUGGGGAGUAUCGUCCUGGUGCAAGCCAAUUUCAGCGAUAGAUAGUCAUAUUCAUUGAUCCCAUUCCAUGGUCCAAUUAAAUUCUGACAAUCACCAUUAUAACA
Hibiscus syriacus is the source of this 483-nucleotide messenger RNA. RefSeq lists its product as uncharacterized. The transcript has 5 exons. The record is from RefSeq and is a predicted model, not a curated record. NCBI's taxonomy places the organism in Eukaryota, Viridiplantae, Streptophyta, Magnoliopsida, Malvales, Malvaceae. The coding region runs from base 1 to 420 and encodes 139 amino acids.